Molecule: messenger RNA, 6850 nt
Organism: Brassicogethes aeneus
Lineage: Eukaryota; Metazoa; Arthropoda; Insecta; Coleoptera; Nitidulidae
Source: the annotation of a GenBank genome assembly
CCAUCCUCGCAUUUGGCGUGUGACAGGUGGCUGCACUGGCACGCCAGGGAAAAUGGCUGCUGUAUUGGAUUGAGCGAAGGUUGUGUACAAACUUUGCCGUGAAAAACAGUGUUUGUAAAAUAAAUAAUAUACAUUUUUUAAGUGAAAAAUUGUUUUUAAGUCGUGACAAAGUGACUGUAGAAUAUGUGUUUAUAAGUUGUUGUUUGUACGAGGUAUAUGAAAUUUUAUUUUUGUUUAUUAACAGUGUUUUUAAGACAUUUGCCAAAUAAAACUGCGGUUAGGGGUGAAAAAAAAUUGCAUUUUUCAUACACAUUUAAGGUUAUGAUAUAAACAAUUGAUAGUGUUUGCAACAACCUGUUAAAGGGCAUGGUGGACUUAUAUGUUUACUUUAUGUUUGUUUUUAGUUCUUUAAAAUGAUGCUAUAAAUCUGGAUAAUGCAGUCAGAAAUGAAGAAAAACAGUGAUUUUUUAUACAAAAUGCAUAUGGAUACUACGCAAAAUUAAUUAAAAAAUCGGUUUAUAAAAGAAACCAUUCAGUGCAAUAAGACAAACUUGUGUGGACAAUGUUAAGACUGUAGAUUAAACUUUCAGAAAAUGUUCUACAGGGUGUUGUGAAAAAGUUUUAAAAAAAGCGAUGUAAUGAGAGGGUGGUAGAGCUUAACGCUGGAUCGCGCCAGCAGUGGUCCAGGGGGUUGCAUAGACGGCGGUGGGACGGUCCCCUCCGCCGUCGUUCCUCAGCCCCCAGGACUGUCACCACUCCACCCUGAAGUUACCCCAAAACAGGCUGUGGUAGAAAGGUUAAGAAGAAGAAUAGAGUCGUAUCGUCGGCGACAAAACGACUGCAUGCCUCGUUUCGAUCAGUCCUUCACGGGACUGUGUGAACAAAAUCUGCAGGACACGCUGCAACUGAAACAGCGCUACUUGGACACGAAGCCUAAGAGAGCGCCCAAGACAAAGGACAAAAAGCAACAGGAUUCCAUACAGAGCAGUGUCCACGUGCAGCAAAAGUUCCUGAAACGGUCGGCUGACGAUCACGAUCCUGGCGGUCCGAACGAUAGCUUCGAGCCACCGGUGAAACUUCAGUGCACCGCACAACAACAUGGAUCUCAUCAAAACGAAGGUUUAACAAAAUUCUCAGUGGAAAUUGUCCAGCAGCUGGAAUUCACGACAUCGGCAGCAAACUCGCAACCGCAGCAAAUCUCGACGAAUGUAACAGUAAAAGCGCACACAAAUGCCUCGGUCAAAAGCGACGUGUCGUCGCCGAAAUCAAAUCCCUCCACGCCGGCCUCCAACCUGCAGCAAAAGCAAAAUAUCGGUUUGGACGUCGGCACGAUAGUCGAGUGCAAACAGGAACCAGACAAUGAUUUCGCCGAUUUAGACCAAUGUGCAGCUGCAUUGGAAAAGGACGCAGCGGCGAAUGGUGGAGCUGGUUUCGGUGGUUUCCCCGAUCUGAUCGGGGACGAUACUAAUGACGAAUUAAUGUCAACUGCCGCGUUUAAAGAUUUGAUCUCAGAUAUUAGUAACUAUCCCGAUUUGAUGAAGUUCGAUUUCGAGGAGAAAGCUGAAAAUAUCCUAACCAACGGUCUCAAAACCGAGGAUAUCAAAGAUCUUCCAUCAAUUUCGGAUAACAAUGCCAAAAAUACACACAGUCCCUUAAUACAGAACCAAAACAACUAUUCCCCUCCCGUCUUUGAAUCAAAGCAAAGAAUGCCACCCUUCUCCAACAUGGAUUUUACCAAGACUGAAUUAAGUCCGGCCGCUCAAACAUUGAAACAAAUGGCCGAACAGCACCAGCACAAAAAUCAAAUGGGACUAUCGUUUAACCCCAAUAACCGGAACGCGCCUAACCCCAGGUCACCCUAUACAGACUUCCAGUUCCAGGGCGAUUACGGCAGUCCGAACUCAAACAACAACUUCCACAAAAAUAGUCCCAACUUCCCGAAUCCAGACAUGAUCAAACAGGAAAUGAUCUUCCAAAGCAACGAGUUCGACAUAAAGCGAAAAGGGGCGGGUAUGUACAAACAGCCCUACUCUCCAUACGGUUCUCCUAGUGCAAGUAGUCAUGGUAGUCCUGGGUAUCUUCCGAGAAACGGUGGUCCUGGAAAUGCCGCUCCCCAAGGGGGUCCUUUUGGAGGAGGCACACCUCCAAGACCUCCAUCAGGACCUGGGGGAAAUACCGGUGGGUCUACGUUGCAAAUUAACCAGGCACAACAGCUGAACAUUAACCAACAGAAUCAUGGACAUUCCAUUCAGGUCUCAGCUGGCCAACAUUUGCACCUAAGUGGCGAUCUCAAAGGCAAUGUUUCAAUAGCUGCGCAACAAGGUAUGCACUUUAACCAGCACUCGACAAAUAACAACGCAUCAGCAGGGCAAAGCCAAAAUGUACCGCCACAACAUAGCCCCUUGUCUCAAAAUCAAUCGCAUCAAAAUCAAAAUAUGCACGCGAACAGCCCGCACGGUGCCAGUAUGAACCAGUCGCAAAGCGGACCACAAAUGGGUGCUUCGAUGAUGUCUGGUCCACAGCAAAUGAAUAAUCAGGGAUCCAUGGGCGGUAUGCCAAACCAACAGGGUAUGCAGGGUUCGGUAUCGGCUCCUGGUGGUAUGCAAAAUGCCAUGGGCGGCGGUAUGAUGGGUGGUCCUGGAAUGCAACACCCAGGCGCCAUACCCGGAAAUCUUGGUGGCCAUAACGCCGACUCCUACUCCAUGAGCCAAACGCAAACAAUUAACUUUACGCAGCAAACGUUGCGGCGAGCCAACGGACCACCCGGAGUACCAAACACGAUGGCUCCGAACUGCCCAAUGCCUGCGAAUACUGCCAUGGGCCCGAACCCAAUGAGUCAGCAACCGGGCGUUGGUCAACGACUGGUGAGCGCGCAAACCAUGGAGCAACAAAAGCUCCUUCACCAGCAACAUAUGUUAAGAGCGCAGCAUCAGGUUGCUAUGCAGCAGAUGGUCAGGCCUCCACCUCCAGAUUAUAAAACUAGUGCCGGAAUGAUGCAAGGAGUACCUCCAAGGUAUGGAGCGGCGCCGCCGAAUAUGAGGAGGAUGCCCCAUCAACCCAUGCCACCAUCAGGUCCAAUGAUCCGAUCAAACAUGUACAUGCUCCAGCAGCAGCAGCAGCAGCAACAACAGCAGCAGCAACAGCAACACAUGGCAGCUUCCCGAAAUAUGUAUCCAAGGCAACAAGCACCUCCAAUGGGAGGAAGCAUGGACUCCAUACAACAUGGUUCGACUGAGUGGCGCCAUAUGAUGAUGAGCCAACAACAAAAUAGCAACUUUAAUAAUAUAAGGCCCAAUUUCCAACAAGGUUUUAAUAUGAACUCUGGUAGCAUGCAAAUGAACAGUAUGCAACAGCAUCAGCAGAUGAGAUCUCAGGGCAUGGUGUCUAGCAAUAUGGUAAACAAUCCUAACAGCAUGGGACAAGGUCAAAUGAUGACCCAUGGUAAUGGUCCUAUGUCCCAGAUGAACAACAUGAAUCAGGCAAUGCUGCAUAUGCAGCAACAGCAACAGAGUAUGAUCCAGCAACAAAACAAUCAGAUGUCUAUGAGUGGCAUACAUAUGCAACAAUCCCAGUCAAUUACGGUGUCAAACCAAGCGAUGCAGCAGCAGCAACAACAGCAGCAGCAACAACACCAGCAGCAACAGUCCAACCUGGCCAAUCAGCUUGCGAGUUCGAACGGCAAUUCUCAAGGUAACCCCUUAGGCAACUUUAACCCGCAGGCCGAUUUUAAUUUCGAAUUUCUGGACAACCUUCCCUCAACUGACUCGAAUUUUACGGACCAGGAGUUGCUAAACUCCUUUGACACUGAUUCAGGCUUUAAUUUUGAUAUUUAGGAAAUUUUUAUCUAGUUUUAGACUAAGAGCAACCAUCAGUUUGGUGUUGUUUAAAAAAUAAUGAUUUUGUUUUUGUGACAAAAUUUUACCAAAAAAUCUUGUUUUUAUCACUGUAUAUUUUAUUUGGUGUGACUGGGAAAAGCAACAAUGUUUUUCUGUUAACCGAAACUGUGCUGGCUCUUAGUCUUCUUGUUUAUAGUUUUAUAUAUUUUGUAUAUAUUUAUAUAUAACUGUGGUUUAUGUUGGAUUUAUUUAUGGUUGAUUUGCAUAGCAACUUUCUACUAAUUUUUUCACUGCUCUCUCUAUUUUGAAUCAUCACAAUUCUUACAAUGACAAUGGGGAUGUGUACCGAGUAAAAAUUUUAAUCUAAAAAGCGUGUUUUUAUUAAAUAUAUUGUAACGUCAUUAAAUUUGACUGUGACAAACAAAUAAAGCUCUUGGACCUUGUCAUGAUACUAGUGCAUUUUGAUUUUUUGAAUAAUAGUGAAAUUAAUAAUAAACAAACGCACAAAAACGACAUUUUUUCAGCUACAACAAUUUAAUAAUCUCUUCAUAAUUAUUUAUAAUAAAAUUGGUCUACAUCCCCAUUACAUUUUACUUUGCCAUUUUUAACUGUAAAAAAUGUACCUGAAAAUUUUAAUUUGUUUUAGCUCUCUUUUGACAAAUGUAAAUAUUUAAGAUCUUAAAUCUUAGAUCUUAAUAUUAUAAUUUUGUAUAUUUUAAAUUACUUUUUUACCAAUGUUUAAUAAUUUAAUACUAUUAUUAUUAUUAAAUUAAUUAUUUUUACUUUAUUACCCAAAUAGUAGUAAACAAUAUCACAAACAUAUCAUCCAAUACAUUUUUAAAACAUACUUACAAUCCUAUUUAAAAAAUAUAGUUAAUAACAUUCCAAUUCAAAUAAAUGAAGCCUUCCCUCAAAUAUUAUGGGUCUAUGUUACAUUUAGGAAUUUUGGAAAAAUAAAUUAGUGACACCUUAAAUAACUAUUUCAUUAUAUGUUUAUUCAUGAAAAUCUCAUCAUUUGCAAAAUGUAACAUAUACCUAGACCUAAACUUAAAAAAUAGUUUAUUGUUGUUUUUUUCGUUUUUUCAAAACCGCCACAAUAAUUCACAACAAAGUAAAUUCUGUCAAUAAUUAACAUUGAUGGCUACUCUUAUCCUGUUGUACACAUGUGUAAAAAUUAAUUCAGUCCAAUUUUGAACUCUAAACAAUAGUGUUAAGAAUUAGUUUGCUUGAAUACAACUCACAUUAUUGGUUCAAAGUUUGAUUGAUGAAAUUGAUGUUUUUUAGCUGUUAACUUUAGAGAAAAAAGUAAAUACAUUUCUUGUAGGAAAUUUAGUCUUCUGCAAAAAAGUCUAAAAUAUAAUCCAAUAUUUUAGGUAUGAAUUUGAAGUCAUCAAAAUUUAAAAUUUCGACCAAACUUAUUUUGGUUUAGUCUUUAAAUAUUCAACAAAUUAUGUUUGACUCCUAAAAAAUAAAAUGACUGGAAAACAUUAUUAAUAUAAAUAUUAUUUAAUUAUAAAACCAUUAAUAAUUAACAGUUUUAAUUUUGAUGAUUUGAAUUUCGCAUAUAUGUAUGUUCGACUUAUGACGUGUUUUGUGAAAACUAAAUUUUCUACAAAAAAUGUAUUAACUAAAUUAAAUUUGUUUUUUUGCGAAAAAGGGGCCAAAACGCCAAAACUAUGUUUUUUACAUUAUAUCUCUACAUAUACCAUAAUUCAAGGAAAGGCUUCAAAUAUUGAAUUACUUUAAAACGAGGGUUUUCCUGAUAAAAUGAAACACCAAAAAAGUUUGUGAUUGAUAAAAAACGUUAAUUUGUUUUUUGUUAUCCAAAAUUACAAAAAAUGUUGUAGGUAUGAUGAAUCAAAAUAAUUAAGUAAUCUCAGUUAUAUCAAAAUUUUACAAAAUCAUUUGUUUUGAAUCUCAAUUUGUAUAAAUAAACAAUUAUUUUUAGUUCAGGCGUUUUUGAUUUGUCUAAAAAGUGAUAUUUUUAUAGUAUUUAUCUUAUUUACCUAAUUAUUAGGAAUAAGUACUUCAUGUGAUGCUUAUUUAUAUAUUUUUGAAGAUAAUUUUUUGGGCAUAAUUUUAACAUUUAGUAGUAAGUAAUUGACCAACAAUUGUUAGUAUAAUAAAAAACACAUCUCCAUUAAUAAUAUAUAAAUAUAUUAAUAACCUAAUAUUUAAGUAGUAGGUGAUCAAAACUUACCAGUGCUAACUUGAGGAUUCAAAAAUGUCUGAACAGCAAAUAUUUUAAAAGCAGCAAUUUUAAAAAUACAGAUUGUUUUUGUGAUUGAUUUUUAAUGUAAAUUUUUAGAAUGUUAAUUAAAAAUUGUAAAUGCCCAGUUUAUAAAAUAAUAAUAAGUGUCAGUAAUAGUUAUUAGUUAUAAUAGCAUGUAUACAAUAAAGGCAUUAAUUAUUAUUGGAAAUCAAAGUUAUUUAAAAUAUAUUAUGCUAGUGGUAGUCAAUCUUUAGCAAAUUUUUAAAAAGUAAGCAGAAAUUGGUUAAAAUUUGAUAGAAAAUGUGGAAUGUUAAAUCAGCUUAAACACUGUACAAUUUAAGUCGUGUUUGAGGCGGAUCUCAGUAGAUAUAAUGUCAAAAAACUCUAGUAGCUAAUUUUAUGAGUAAACCAUCUUUUUGUAAGCUAGUGUACAUUUUUUAAGCUGACUAAAAUCUUGAAAAAAAUGUGUUCUAGUUUAUGUAAUAAUAAUUCCUCCAUUUGUACAUUCCAUGAUUUUUUGUUGGUAUUGUAAUAAAAUACAUUUUCCAUUUUUAAACAGUAUUGAUGACAAAAACAUCACUGUUUCAGUAUUCAUUUUGUGUAUGUUUCUAGUUAUGUAACAGACCACAGUUUAAUUUCCUUUAUUAUAUAAUUUUAUUUAUGUGUACUUAGACAAAUAAAUUGUUAAAUAUUCUAAUUUUUACAAACAUACAAGAGUUUAUAUUUAAAGUAUAUAUUCCAUGUUUUGUAGAUUUAUCAUAAAAUCAGGUGAUUACAUAAUAAAUAUAUAUAAUAUGUAAAA